AUGAACUCCAAUAAUGUUCAAUCGUCCGUACCCUCAAGCCAAGGCCUUGAAAUGUCGGAAAUGCUACAAUGUCUACACGAUAUGAUUCCAUACAUGUCGACGCGGCAAAUACAGGACACCACAAGAUGGCUGAUUGCUAUGUCUAGAGACGUACAACAGCCCUGCGGGACGCCUGCUGGGGAAUGGGAGGGCUCCACGAGCACAUUAGAUGUACCCAUCCCUCAUUAUCUACCCCAUUCUACCACACCCGACAACAUCCAUCUUGCGACGGAGCCUGCCCCCAAUCCGUAUUUCGAUCCACUCAGCGAUCUCGCCGCACCGCCAGUGGAUGAGUAUGCGGCCGGCGACUUGUUUCAACAAAGCGUUGACGAGUGGGACCGGUUACCUGAGCCAAUAUACAGUAGUCACCACAGCCCAUUCAACUUAGUUGCAACAAAAGCGGCGGAUAGUGCUCAGGUCAACCUGUACCAGUCGGAUUGGGCAUCCGUAAACGAAAAGAAUACAAUGGUGCCUGCACCAGAACUCUUUUGCCCUUAUACGGAGGCCUUGUUCUCUGAAGGUUCCUCAGGAAACCAAAGCCAUAGUUCCAUUACGGAGCCAUUUCGACCGCUGGCUGUACCUCGCUAUGUCGAGACGGGCGAAGGCUCCUCGCAGUCGUGCAACAUGUUUUCCUCAUACAGAGAGGCGGAACAUAAACACACUAACAGAUCCAUUGAACCGGAUCGCAACCUUGCCUCCGGGUCCCUUACGGGCCCCGUCGAGGCAAUGUACGGCCGUGACCAGACUAUCAAUGGAGGAUGGGAGUGCCGCAUGCGCCUCGGAGACGCCGCAGAGGUGCAGAGAAGUGGAUCGGACGAAGAACCCAGAGGCGAUGCGGGCGCAGGACAGGACACGCCCUCAGAGCUAGCCAUGCAGGAGUACGCUGGCGGGCGUGUACCGACGAGCAGGGGGAGCCGCGCAACCGACUACCCACGUUAUAAGAGUGCUGUGAAUCCAGCAUAUUCCAUGACGAGGGUGCCAAACAGCCUGCGGAGUGGGGAUGUCAAACCACAGGCUGUGGUAAUGGAGGGCGGCCGCCGGUGGACGGCAUUGUUGGAGGGGGGGAAGGGGCGUCGAGUUCCGGCGCAUCGUCGUCCGGAACGACGAGGGAACGAGUAUUCGAAAAGUGAGAUUUGA
Psilocybe cubensis is the source of this 1176-nucleotide messenger RNA. RefSeq lists its product as uncharacterized. NCBI's taxonomy places the organism in Eukaryota, Fungi, Basidiomycota, Agaricomycetes, Agaricales, Agrocybaceae. Bases 1 to 1176 code for a protein of 391 amino acids. The transcript is spliced from 6 exons. The record is from RefSeq and is a predicted model, not a curated record.